CACUUGCCUCACACUUCAUGAUCCCUUUAUAAAUGCCUUGAAAUGAUUCUUCCCUUUCUUCUACCUAUGGUUGCUUGAUUCCUCUAAAGCCACUCCAUUGUUUUCUCUCCAAAACUCUUGAUUUCUGUCACAACAAAAGACUUACAAGUCUCACAGUGAUCAAGUCUUCAGAAAGAAUGAAAAAAUGGAAUCUGAAAGGCAGAAGCUUCAAAUGCAUCUUCUCAUCUCCCUUCAAGAUGAAAUAUGCAGAGAGGAAUAGCUCUUUUGUUGAUGGAGAAAGCAAUUCUGGCCAAACAGAGCCAGCGUUCAAGCCAGUUCAAAAGCCUAAUUGGAGAUUCUUUUCUUACGAGGAGAUCCACAAAGCAACCAAUGGCUUUCAUCAAGAUAAUUUGGUUGGAAGUGGAGGGUAUGCAGAAGUUUACAAAGGAGAGCUUGAGAGUGGCCAAGUUGUUGCUGUAAAGAGAUUAACGAGAGCUUCAACUGAUGAGCAGAAGGAGAAAGAAUUCUUGACAGAGCUUGGUGUUAUUGGCCAUGUCAAUCAUCCUAAUGUGAUUCCUCUCUUUGGUUUCAGCACAGAUCAAAAUCUUCAUCUCAUAUUUGAUUUCUCUUCUCAGGGUUCAGUUUCAUCUAAUCUCCAUGGUGAAAAUUCAGAACUAAUGGGAUGGAAACUCCGGCGAAAGAUCGCCGUCGGAACAGCUCGAGGACUCCAUUAUCUGCAGAAGGAUUGCCAGAGAAGAAUCAUUCAUAGAGAUAUCAAAACAUCAAAUGUUUUGCUGUCAGCCAAUUUUGAGCCUCUGAUUUCAGACUUUGGGCUUGCAAGAUGGCUUCCAUCAGAGUGGAGCCACCGAGCCGUAGCGCCGAUCGAAGGCACAUUUGGAUGUUUGGCUCCUGAGUACUUCACACAUGGGAUUGUUGAUGAAAAGACUGAUGUCUUUGCAUUUGGUGUUUUUCUACUGGAAAUCAUCUCAGGAAGAAAGCCAGUGGAUGGAUCACACAAGAGUUUGCUUAGCUGGGCUAAACCAUACUUAAAGGAAGGAAAAAUAGAAAUGUUAGUAGAUCCAAGAUUAGGAGAAGAUUAUGACAUUGAUCAGCUGAAGAGACUUACUUUUACAGCUUCACUCUGUAUCAGAUUAGAUGCAACAUUGCGCCCUUCCAUGAAAGAGGUACUUGAACUCAUCGAAAAAGCUAAGAUAUCGACAGAGCAAUGGAGGAUGACUGAGGAGGAAGAGGAUGAUGAGUUUUGGGCUUUGGAUGAUCUCGAAGAUGAUUGUGACACAACGAUAUCUUUUUCAUCAUCAUCAUUAAUAUCAUCAAUAAGUAGCUCCUAACCUAACUAUAUUAUUAGACCAAUCUCUAUCAUAUAAAGGUUUUUUGUAUGUUUAUGAGAAAAUGAAUGGUAUUCACAAGGAAAGAUAGAUGAGGAAUCUAA
Messenger RNA from Dendrobium catenatum, 1429 nucleotides. Its product is annotated as probable receptor-like serine/threonine-protein kinase At5g57670. Gene Ontology annotation, biological process: protein phosphorylation. The record is from RefSeq and is a predicted model, not a curated record. The coding region runs from base 177 to 1328 and encodes 383 amino acids. Lineage: Eukaryota; Viridiplantae; Streptophyta; Magnoliopsida; Asparagales; Orchidaceae. The transcript has 7 exons. Gene Ontology annotation, molecular function: protein kinase activity; ATP binding.